This is a messenger RNA of Choloepus didactylus (southern two-toed sloth), 8137 nucleotides long. It is a transcript of the gene ZNF623, whose product is annotated as zinc finger protein 623. Gene Ontology annotation, biological process: regulation of transcription by RNA polymerase II. Gene Ontology annotation, molecular function: DNA-binding transcription factor activity; RNA polymerase II cis-regulatory region sequence-specific DNA binding. The transcript is spliced from 2 exons. The record is from RefSeq and is a predicted model, not a curated record. Bases 1244 to 2755 code for a protein of 503 amino acids. Lineage: Eukaryota; Metazoa; Chordata; Mammalia; Pilosa; Megalonychidae.
GGAGACAAGUUAGGAGGCCAUUGCCAUGAUCCAGUUGAGAAACUGAGGUGGAGGGUGGUGGCCUUGGAGGUUGGGAGGCAGAGUGAGAUGCCGGGUGUAGCCCGAAGGUCCAUCCUCUAGGAUUUGUUGAUGGAUCAGAUGUAGGGUGUGAACAAACGAGGAAUCUGGGUUCUUCCAAGGUUUCUCACCUGAACAAAGGUGAUAAGAGAGUUCUCAUUUAUUAAGAUGGAAAAAAAACUAUAGAAGGAGCUGAUUUAAGGAAGAAACUCAAAAGUUCAAUUUGGGAUUAAGUUUGAAAAAACUUAAUGUAAAUGUAAAAUAAGUGCCUUAUAAUGCAGAAUAUAGGGGACCUAGAGAUAGACAGAAGCUAGUGAAGGGGGAAUGAUAACCCAGUAUGUCCAGAUAUGGUAAUGAGGGUGAUCUUAAAAGGGAUGGGGGUGCUCAGGUGUGACUAUGGUUUGUUAAUGGGAUUAUAAUUAUUAGUGACACACUGAAGACGAACAUGUUCGCAAGUGGUUGUUGAAAGGCAUGUGACCCACAGAGCAGCACCACAAACCUAAAUAAGUGUUAGCUGAUAUACUUAUAAGGUGCAGAGGCUUAACAACAGAGUGGUAUAUGGGAAAACUACCCGUUACAUAUUAAAGACUACAUUUAAUUGAAAUAUCUCACUAACAGUGCACUAAUACUAGGGAUGAAUGGUUAGCAGCUGAUAAGAACUCUGGGAUGUAUUAUGUUAUGAUAAUUGUUUAAAGUUGAGAGUGAUGAGGAUUGUACAACUAGGUGAAGAUGAUAUAAGAAACUGACCAUUUAGUCUGGGAUAGAAUAUAUUUAAGUGAAAUUAGGAACCCAGUACAAAAAACAAAACAACAAAAACAAAAACUUAUGUGAGCACCCAAGUGAAGAUACCAGGUGAACAGCUGGCCAGGUGAGGACUCGGGACAGAGGACCGGCUGAAGGUAGAAGUGUGUGAGCUGUCAGCAAGCGAUGGCGUUUGUAUCCGAAAACGGGUGCGCUUGCCCAGGGAAGGAGUGGAAAUGGAGAAGAGUCCUGGGGGCUAAGACCUAGCGCCCGCCAGUUAGAGGCCGGGGAAGUGAGAGAGAUCACAAAGGAGGCCGAGGAGGAACCGUUGGUGAGGAAGGAAGAGACCUGUGAGCAGCUGCCCGGAUCCAGAUUCCAAAAUAGGAACUGGCGACAAGGAGGAAAUUACAAAGCCUGAAUUUCUGAGAAUGCAAAUUUGCACAGGAUGAUGUCAGAAAAAACAGUGAUGGAACCCUCAGUCCCAGAGUCUGGAGAAGUCUAUGAACCCACGUUAGGGGGACUAUUGCAGAACCCAGAAGGACAGGGUCUGAAGCACUUGCCCUCUCAGGAGGGAGGUUUUAGGCAGGUGAGAGUUACUCAUUGGAAAAUCCAAACAGGAGAGCCAGCCCAGAUGUGUAAUAAAUCAGGAAGAAACCCAAUGCUGAACUCCAACCUCCUUAUACUUCAGAGAGAGUUUAUAGAAGGGGAAGCUCAUCAAUGUGAGACUUGUGGCAAAAGCUUCACAUUUAAUUCAGACCUAAUUAGACAUCAGAUCUCUCAUACUGGGGAGAAACCUUACAAAUGUGAUCAGUGUGGGAAAGGAUUUAGUCAGAGCUCUCACUUGACUGAGCAUCAGAGAAUUCACACUGGAGAAAGACUGUAUGUAUGCAAUGUGUGUGGGAAAGACUUCAUCCACUAUACAAACCUUGUUGACCAUCAGAGAGUACAUACAGGCGAAAAGCCCUUCAAAUGUGCUCAGUGUGGGAAAGCGUUCUGCCACAGCUCAGACCUCAUUCGACACCAGAGAGUUCAUACUAGAGAGAGACCCUACGAAUGCAAAGAAUGCGGAAAAGGCUUCAGUCAGAGUUCAUUACUUAUUCGACAUCAGAGAAUUCACACAGGAGAAAGACCCUAUGAAUGUAAUGAAUGUGGGAAAUCCUUCAUUCGGAGCUCAAGCCUUAUCCGACACUACCAGAUCCACACAGAAGUUAAACAGUAUGAAUGUAAAGAAUGUGGGAAAGCCUUCCGUCAUCGCUCGGACCUUAUUGAACAUCAGAGAAUUCACACUGGAGAGAGACCCUUUGAAUGUAACGAAUGUGGGAAAGCCUUUAUUCGGAGUUCAAAACUUAUUCAGCACCAGAGAAUUCAUACUGGAGAAAGACCUUAUGUAUGUAAUGAAUGUGGAAAACGCUUCAGCCAGACAUCAAACUUCACGCAGCACCAGAGAAUUCACACUGGAGAGAAACUCUAUGAGUGUAAUGAAUGUGGGAAAGCCUUCUUUCUGAGUUCAUACCUUAUUCGACACCAGAAAAUUCACACUGGAGAAAGAGUAUAUGAAUGUAAAGAAUGUGGGAAAGCCUUUCUCCAGAAAGCCCAUCUUACUGAACAUCAGAAAAUACAUACUGGGGAGAGACCCUUUGAAUGUAAAGACUGUGGGAAAGCUUUCAUUCAAAGCUCAAAGCUCCUUCUCCAUCAGAUUAUUCAUACUGGAGAAAAACCCUAUGUGUGUAGUCAUUGUGGAAAAGGCUUUAUUCAGAGGUCAAACUUCAUUCAACAUCAGAAAAUCCAUGCUGAAGAGAAACUCUAUGAAUGUAGUCAGUAUGGAAAAGGUUUAAAUUCAACCCCAAACUUUAAAAAUAAUCAAGGUGUUCACCAAGAGGGACUUGACUUGAAUAAGGCCCCCAGACUUUUGGGUGAAAAGUCUAUAGGUCAGGGGGAACAUUCAGAUAAUGUAUAAAAUAAUCUCCAACUCAGUGGGUGAUGUUUGGAAAUGAGUAUUAUGAGCCAUAACCAGAUGGCUUUUAAAAUGCAGACACUUCAGAAUUUUCCCAAGUCACAGAUGGGGCUGGUUUUGGAGUGGGCUACCAGCCCUACCAUUUGCCGUGGUAUGGGACUUGACUCCGCUUCCUCAGCUAUGAACAUUUGUCCUCAGGAGAGCUACGUGACUUUGCAACUGACUUGGAGCUGGGACAGUGGGUGUUGGGGAUGGGUCAAGAGAAGGUUUCUAUAUUUUAUUUCACAAUUGCAAUUCAUCCUUGAGUUAAAUUCCUUUUAGAGCAGAACUGUGUACCUGAUCUUAUUACUUAGAAGAGCUGCCUAGCAAAUGAUGGUCUAUCAUAGAGGCAAGAUGGAGAAGGACGCUUUCUUAUUUAUAAACAUGAAUUGGCUCCCUGGUGACCUUAGGCUGAAGCCCAGGCUACCUGGCCUGCAGCCUAAGGCCUUCUGCUUCCUUGAGCCUCAUCUGCCACCACUUAAUCCCCACAUAGUCAUUGCUCCGGCAACACCACUUAAUGUUUCCCCCAUAAACCGAGCUGGUUCCUACCUCCUUGCAUUUGUUCUUGUUUGAAAAGCCACCACCGCUUCUCAUCUGGUUAACUCCUAAUCAUUCGAAACUCAUCUCGAGCUCAUAUCAAGAAAAUUUCCUUCAGGCUUGGGUGGGUACCCCCCUUCUAUGCAUCCAUUCCUCAGUGCUCAUGUCUUACUGUAUCUAUUGUGAUAUAUCAAAAUUAUGCUUUUAUAUACUGUCUCUUGCAUUUUACUGUUAGUUUCUUGGGGACCAUGAUCAUGUCUGAUUCAUCUGUUGUCCCCAGUGCCUAGUGCAAGGCAAUUAAAAAAACACACCUCCAAAUCUAGAUAUAAUUGGCACCUCUCCUGCGUUGUCCUUUUUAUACUGCUAUUUUAAAAAUUUCUGGGUGUUUUUUAUUGUUGUUUUGUUUUGUAUCAGUACAAUCUACUCUUCUAUUGGAAGUGUCUUCUCUUUUAGCCCUGCCAAGGUCUUCUGCUCCUACUUAACUCACGAGCUGCAGGCAGUAGCCAGUAGGAGAUUCAUGUCCCUCAUGUCUGUCGCCUUUGGGCCACACCCAUAGCUGUUCGCUUUCUUUGGGGAACAUUCUCUUGACUUAGUUGUCUGUAUCUUGCUGAUUCACUCAAGGGGCACAUAAUCCCAAUGAACUACAUACAUGACUCUCUUCUGUCCUCACAUUUUCAUCAUUGAAUUCAACUUUUCCUGUCACUUUCUCUGCUCUCUUGCUCAUUUUGUCAUUUGCUUGAAAAUGUAUUGGGAUUUACAGGAUCCAGUGCUAGAUACUGGGAAAGCACAGAUAAGAAAGACACAGUCCAUCCUCAAGUCAUUAAAAGUCUAGCAGGGAUACAAAGGUCCCAGUACAAUGAAGUAAAUGUUGAAAUUAAGUUAUUUGUAAGUUGUGUAGGAGCACAGAUAAGGAAGUAACUAAUUUGGCACGGAGGAUCUGGGAAAGCUUCACAGAAGAGGUGACAUUUGAACCGAUCUGGGGAGAUGAGUAGAUUUUAUCAGUUAGAGAAGAAGAGUGUGCUGGUAGAGGAUACCCGUGUGCAGAGACAGGGAGAAGGAAUUCAUUCCUCUUUUAGUCUGGCUGCUCAGAAGCAGGCAGAUUUUGUUGCACAUUUGGUAACUUCCAGCAAAACUGUUGGUCUUUGCCUCUGAAUUUCUUUCCUCUGAACAUCAACCCAAACAACCAGUUUCAAAGUUACAUAAAACAAUUUUAUUUUGCCCAUUGAGUUCUCACCAAAUUCCAGCAACCCUAGAAGCUUUGGGGCAGAUGAUUUGAAAAGGACAUAUGGUACUCCAUCUUCUGGUAAACUCGCUAUUGCUAAAGCUUUCAAAUGAUAAAGAAGCAGAUAUUACCAGACCAUUUACAUCAACUUUAUUGAGAUCCAGUUUCCAUACAGUGAAUCACCCAUUUUAAGUGUACAAUUUGAGUUGUAAUAAAUGCCUACAUCUGUGUAACUCCCACCACAAUCAAGAAAACUAAUAUUUCCGUCACUCAAAAAAGUUCCCUUGUGCUUUCCCAGUCAAUCCCAUCCCAACUCUCAGUCCCAAGUAACCAUGGUUAUACUUUGUCACUGUAGAUUAGUUUUGCUUGUUCUAGCACUUCAUAUAAAUGGAAUCACGUAGUAUGUACUCCUUUAUGUCUGAUUUCUUUAACUUUGCAUGUUUUUGAGAUUCUCCAAGAUGUUACGUGUUUCAGUAGUUUCUUCUUUUUUUUUGCUGAGUAAUAUUCCAUUGUAUGGCUAAACCAUCAUUUCUUUAUUCAUUCACUUAUUGAUGGGCAUUUGGGCUUCCAGUUUGGGCUAUUAUGAAUAAAAUUGCUAUGGGCAUUUGUGUAAAAGUAUUUAUUUGGACAUACGUUUUAUUUCUCCAGGAAUUUAAUUGUUGGAUUAUAAGAUUGACGUAGUUUUUAACUUCAUUAGAAAUUGCGAAACAGUACUCCAUAGUGAUUGUCCCAUUUACACUCCUACCAGCAGUAUACAAUUUCCAGUUGCACCACAUUCUCGUCAACUCUUGGUAUUGUCAGUCUUUUAAAAUUUUAUUCAUUCUGAAAGGUAUAUAAUGAUCUCUCUUUAUACUUUUAAUUUAUAUUUCCCUGCUAAAUAAUGAUGUUGAACAUCUUCAUGUGCUUAUUGCCAUUUAUAUGUCAUCUUUUGUAAUGUGCCUGUUCACAUCUUUUGCCCAUUUUUAAUUGGGUUGUCAGCUUAUUGACUUGUAAAAGUCCUCUCUAUGUAUUCUAGAUGAAAGUCACUUUCCAGAUAUAUAUUUAUUAUGAGCAUAUUCUUUGUGUCUGUGGCUUGCCUUUUUAUUUUCUUAAUGGUGUUUUUGAUGACUGUAAGUUUUUUAUUUUGAUGAAGUCAAAUUUAUCAAAAACAUUUUAAUGCUUUUUGAGUUAUGUCUAUAAUAGUUGCCUACUCAAGGGUCAUGAAGAUUUUCUCUCUUUUUUUUGGAAGUUUUAUAGUUUUUGCUUUUAUGUUUAGAUUUAUGAUCCAUAUGGACUUCGCUUUUGUGUGUGGUGUGGGGUAAGGGUCAAGGCUCAUUUAGUAUACAUGUUUGGUGGUUUCAGUACCAGUUGUUAAAAGACUAUACUUUCCCCAUUGGAUAAACCACCAUACCUUUGUCAAAAAUUAAUUGGCCAUGUGUGGGUGGCCUAAUCUGGACUCUAUUCUGCUCCUGUCGUGGAUAUGUUGAUAGUCUCUCCUUACCCCAAUACGACACUGUCUUGAUUGCUGUAGCUUUGUAGUAAGUGUUGAAGCCAGGUAAUGUAAGUGCUUCAAUUUUGUUCUUUUCCAAAAUUCUUUUGGCUAUUCUUGGUCCUUCACAUUUUCAUAUAAAUUUGAGAAUCAGUUUGUCAAUUUUCACAGAAAGAAAGCCUUAGAAUGAAAUGGAGAAGAGUGACAUUUUAACAAUUCUAUGUCUUCCAAUUCUUGAAUAUGGUAUUCCUCUCCAUUUAUGUAGAUCUACUCUCAUUUCUCCCAGUAUGCAGGUCUUGCACAAGUUUUGUUAAAUUUAUGUAUUUCAUAAUUAUGAAUGCUAUUGCAAAUUUAAAAAAAACUUUUCCAGUAGUAUUGCUAGUGUAUAUAGAUACAUAUGACUUUUGUAUAUUGACCUUGUACCCUGCAACCUAGAAAACUUACUAGGUGUAGUAGCUUGUUUUGUAGAACUUCAAGCAUUUUCAAUGUAGACAAUCAUAUCACCUGUGAACAGGGAAUUUUACUUCUUUCUUUCCAAUCUAUGGAUUUGGUUCUCUUCUCUUCUUGCACUGACUAGGGCAUCUUGUACAAUUUUCAGAGGAAGUGGUGAGGGUAUGUCCGUGCCUUGUUCUGGAUCUUAGAGGGAUGCUGUUCUUUAGUCUGCCACCAUGAAGCUGGAUGUUAGUGCUACAUUUUUUGAAAACGCCUAUUACCGGGUUGAGGUAAUUUCCUUCUGUUACUAAUUUGUUGACAGUUUUAUCCUGAAUGGGUACUAAAUUUUGUCAGAUGCUUUUUUUCACAUUCAUGGAGCUGAUUAUAUGGGUUUUCCUUCUUGUAAAAACAUCUUGAAUGCUUUGAUUUUCAGAUGUUUAAAUCUGCAUAUCUGGAAGCAACUCCUCUUGGUCAUGAGGUAUUAUAUAUUGUUGAAUUCAAUUUGCUAAUAUUUUGGUAAGGCUUUUUACAUUUAUGUUUAUGAGGGAUAUUGGUCCCUCAUGAAUAUAGUUUUCUUGUAAAGUCUUUGUCUUUGUUUGAUAUCAGGGUAUUGUUGGCCUCAAAAAAAUAAAAAAAUAAAAGAGGAGUUGUGAAGUAUUCUGCCCGCAUCUAUUUUCUGAAGUUUUAUGUGUAACAAUUAUAUUAUUUCUUUCUUAAAUGUUUGAUAGAUUUCAUAGGUGAAACUUUGGGGAUUUUUUUGUGGAAAAUUUUUUAUUACAAAUUCAAUUUCUUUAACAGAUAGAGUGGUAUUUAGAUUUUUGUGCUGCUUCUUGUGCUAAUUUUGGUAAUUUGUAUCUUUCAGGAACCAAUCAUUUCAUCUAAGAUAUCAAGUUAUUGGCAUAAAGUUCAAAACAUUCCAUUAUUACAUUUAAUGCAUUCUAACUUACAUUUUAACUAAUUAUAUUUAAUUAUAUUUUAAAUGAUGUCUCCUCUUUUCUUCCUGUCACUGGUAAUUUGUGUUUUCCCUCUGUUUUGCAUUUCAUCUACUUACUUAAUUUCCCCUCAUUUUUCUAGCUUAUUAAAGUGGUCAUUACUUGAGACUUCCCUUUUUUGGUGUUAUAAGUAUUGAAAGUCAUAAAUUUCCCUCUAAACACUGCUUUCACUGCAGUCACUAAAUUUUGGUAAGUUGUGUUUUCAUUAUCAUUCAGUUAAGAAUAUUUUUUUAAAUUUCUCUUGUGAUGUCUUCUUUCACCUGUGUCUUAUUUAGAUGUCUGCUGUUUAAUUUCCAAACAUUUGGGGAUUUUUUUCAGGUAUAUUUUUGUUAUUUUUAAUUUAAUUUCAUCAUGGUCUAAGAACAUACUGCAUAAUAUGAAUUCUCUUAAAUUUGACACUAGUUUCGUGGCCCAGAGUGUGGUUUAUUUUGGUGAAUGUUCCAUGUGUGCUUGAAAAGUAUACGCAUUCUGCCGUUGUCUGGGUGUUAGGUUCUAUGGAUGUCAGCUAGGUCGAGUUGGUUGAUCGUGUUCAUGUUUUCUAUACCUUUACUGAUCUUCUUCCUACGUGUCUAUCAAUUACUGAUAGGAAUGUUGAAUUUGCCAGUUAUAAUUAUGGAUUUGUAUAUCCUUCAGUUUUGUCAGUCGUUGUUUCAUGUAUUUUAUAGCUCUGUUUUUAAGUGCAUAAAUAUUUAGCA